Molecule: messenger RNA, 3344 nt
Organism: Culicoides brevitarsis
Lineage: Eukaryota; Metazoa; Arthropoda; Insecta; Diptera; Ceratopogonidae
Gene: Usp7
Product: ubiquitin carboxyl-terminal hydrolase 7
Exons: 3
Coding region: 68-3253 (1061 amino acids)
Biological process (GO): regulation of protein stability; protein deubiquitination
Cellular component (GO): cytosol; nucleus
Molecular function (GO): protein binding; cysteine-type deubiquitinase activity
Source: RefSeq, a predicted model, not a curated record
AAUUCAAGAAUUCGUAUCACAAAAAAUCGAAUAAUUCGCCAAGAGGAAGAGCAUUUUAUCCUGUAGUAUGAUGGAUUGCGACAACACACAUUAUACGGACGAGAUUGAGGCAAUGGAGACACAGAAUAUCGAUGCAUGUUUCAACGAAGAAGCGGAGGAUCAGGCGCGAUCCGAAGCGGAAUUCAGCUACAAAAUCGAGAAUUUUGCCAAAAUGAAUCAGCAAUUUCUCUCGCCGCCACACUACGUACGAAGCUUGCCGUGGAAAAUAAUGGCAGUACCGCGAAUACAAGACGGCGUUCGGUAUCUCGGCUUCUUUCUGCAGUGCAACGCCGAGAACGAGUCAACAAAUUGGACGUGUCACGCAUCCGCUGAACUCCGCAUCCUACCACAGAAGCCUCAUGGCGAGCCAUUUUCGCGAAAAAUUAACCAUUUGUUUCACAGCAAGGAGAACGAUUGGGGUUUUUCGCAUUUUAUGGCGUGGGAGGAGAUUUUGAACCCCGAAAAGGGAUAUUACGUGAACGAUUGCGUCAUUUUGGAGGUACAUGUGACGGCAGAUGCGCCGCAUGGCGUUAGUUGGGACUCGAAGAAACACACGGGAUACGUCGGGCUGAAGAAUCAGGGAGCAACGUGUUACAUGAAUUCGCUACUGCAAACGCUUUAUUUCACGAACCAGUUACGGAAAGCGGUUUACAAGAUGCCCACAGAAUCGGAUGAUUGCACAAAAUCCGUCGCUUUGGCAUUGCAACGCGUCUUUUGUGAUCUCCAGUUUUCCGACAAACCCGUUGGCACGAAGAAAUUGACCAAAAGUUUCGGAUGGGAGACGCUGGACUCCUUCAUGCAACACGAUGUGCAGGAAUUUUUGCGUGUUUUGCUUGACAAAUUAGAGAGUAAAAUGAAGGGAACAUGUAUUGAAGGAACUGUUCCCAAGCUCUUCGAAGGCAAGAUGAUUUCCUACAUUAAAUGCAAAAAUGUACCGUACACCAGUUCCCGCAUCGAGACUUAUUACGACAUCCAGCUAAACAUCAAGGGCAAACUGAAUAUCGAGGAAUCCUUCAAGGAUUACGUCGCCACGGAGCUACUUAACGGAGAUAAUCGCUACGAUGCGGGCGAAUAUGGCUUACAAGAUGCCGAAAAAGGCGUAAUUUUCUCCUCCUUUCCUCCCAUCUUGCACUUGCAUUUAAUGAGAUUUCAAUAUGACCCGAUAACGGACAACUCGAUCAAGUUCAAUGAUCGUUUCGAGUUCUCCGACGUUAUUAAACUUGACAAAUUUUUGGAGCAGCCCGAAGCGACACCCGCAACCUACAUUUUGCACGCCGUUCUUGUGCAUUCGGGCGAUAAUCAUGGCGGGCAUUAUGUCGUGUUCAUCAAUACCGAUGGCAAAAAUCGAUGGUGCAAAUUUGACGAUGACGUGGUUUCGUGUUGCAAGAAGGAAGAAGCUAUUAACCAGAAUUAUGGCGGAGAUGACGACGAUUUGAACUUAAAUACGCGAAAUUGUAGCAAUGCGUAUAUGUUGGUUUAUAUUCGCGAAUCGGAAUUGCGAAAUGUGUUGGAGGAAGUGACAGCGGAAGAUAUCCCCGAUGAGCUUAAUGAACGUUUGAAGGAGGAAAAACACAUGGAGAACAUCAAACGGAUCGAACGCAAUGAAGCGGGAAGUGUCGUUACGAUAAACGUUGUGUUGGAAGACUAUUUCGAGACACAUCAGGCAUCAGAAUUGUUCAAUUUGGAGCGUGUUAGUGCACGCGUGUUCAAAAUUAAAAAGACCACGAAGAUAAGUGACUUGGUAAAGACGUUAUCGCAAGCCUUUAAUGUCCCGCCCAACAAGAUGCGGUUAUGGCCUUUAAUCCAAAAGUCGAUGCAAACGAUGCGUCCCGUGUGUUUCGACUUUGUCGAGAAGGGAAAUGACCUAAUUGCGCAUUUCAUCGGGAACCAGAACGCAUGGCAAUUAUAUUUGGAGAUGUUGACAUUCGAUUCGCCGCAACAAACAUUGCCGCAAUUCGACAAGGAGAACGAAGUUUUGGUCUUUUUGAAGUUUUACGAUCCCGUUGCGAAACGUCUCAACUACUGCGGAUCCAUCAACGUUGCAAUUGGGGCAAAAAUUUCCGACAUUGUCCCAAAACUCAAUGCAAAAGUUGACUUUCCGCCCGACACGGAUCUCAUGAUCUUCAAGGAAGCCGGCGGUUCUGUCGAAUAUUUGACCAAUUUGAAUGACACGUUCAAGAAAACGCCCGAUUGUCAAAUUAUCAUUUUCCAAAAGUUGCAACACGAUCCAACUUUGGAGCUGCCCACAGUCGAAGACUACUUCAAAGAUCUGCUCUUUCGUAUCGAAGUGACAUUCGUGGAUAAAAACAACCCGAACGACAAUGGCAUCGUCAUCGAACUCUCCAACAGAGCAAAUUAUGAACAAAUGGCGAAAACAGUGGCGCAUCGCAUCAACACCGAUCCAUACACAAUUCAAUUCUUCAAGUGUCAGAACUACAAAGAUGUGCCCGGCACGGCGCUCAGUUGCUCCUACAGCGGCACACUGAGCAACAUUUUUCAAUGCACCCCGAAAUCGAUGAAAAAACUCUUCUAUCAAAAGCUCUCGAUGAACAUCAACGAGUUGGAAAGCAAGAAGCAGUUCAAGUGUUUGUGGCUUUCGCCGAACAUGAAGGAGGAAAAAGAGCUCGUUUUGUAUCCGACGAAAAGUGGCACUGUGAAAACGCUCCUCGACGAAGCAGCUAAAGUUGUCGAAUUCUCGGAGAACGGCACGAAGCGUUUGCGCAUCUCCGAAAUCGCCGGACACAAAAUCAUUCCGGGCCCGCCGGAAGACACACAACUCAAUGCAUUGCAACCCGGCACGGAAAACUUGACGAGCCAAAAGACAUAUCGUCUCGAGGAGAUACCCGUUGACGAACUCGAAAUUGGACCCAAUGAGAUGCUAAUUCCCGUUUCGCACUUUUACAAGGAAGUCUACAACACCUUUGGCACGCCAUUUUUCAUCAAGAUUACGCAGGACGAGCCCUUUAGCAACAUCAAGACGCGCAUCCAGAAGAAACUCGCGAUUCCCGACAAGGAAUUCGAAAAGUUCAAGUUUGCCAUCAUUUCGAUGGGUAGGAUAGAACACAUUACGGAUGACGCGACAAAAAUUAAUCUCGCUGCUUUUAAUGCGUCACCGAGUGCUGCGCGCCCCUUCCUCGGCUUGGAACAUGUAAAUAAGUCCCAGAAGCGUUCGCGAUUCAACUAUCUCGAGAAAGCUAUCAAAAUUUAUAACUAAACAGAUAUAAUGCGAAACUAUUGUUCAAUAUUAUAUGUAUUAUUGUCAAUAUUGGUCAAUAAAAUAAAUUAACAUUUAUUCUUUUUCUCUA